Molecule: messenger RNA, 2851 nt
Organism: Cuscuta europaea
Lineage: Eukaryota; Viridiplantae; Streptophyta; Magnoliopsida; Solanales; Convolvulaceae
Source: the annotation of a GenBank genome assembly
UUCUCUUCGGUGUACCAAUUCAUCUCUCCACCGCUCUCUCUCAGCCAGACGGUCGUACGCUCCUCUCUGUUUCCAGCUCCUCCUCCCCUUCGUCUAAUAUCCCGACCAAGCGGUGAAUGGAUCAAGCUUAGAGGGUGUUGUUGAGGCUGUAGUAUUUAAAAUUAGGGCGUUCAUAUGCUGUGAGGGAUCUUAGUGUUCUAUAUUGCAAUAAUAUGAGCGGUAGCCUUAAUAAAAGGCCGCAUGAAGAUUGUGGUGAUGCUACUGGUAGUGGCCUUCAUGGGCUCUCAUCUGCUCCGAAGUACAUACAUGAAGAUUCCAAUCCAUAUGCUAAAGUUAUGAAUUCAGCGACACAUGAGUACCAUUCCUCUUAUGAUACUGGACAUGAUGUCAGGGUGCCUAAAAUCCCACGAACUGAAUCUCGGGAUGUUGAUAGAAGGUCACCGUUGCUUCCAGCAUAUCGAGUUUCACCAUCUUUGAAUGAUUUACAGUCUGAUCAUACCAUUGGUAUGGAAGCCAGGUUGGAGACUAGGGAUGUAAAAGACAAUGUAAGGGAUAUUAAAGUUGAGAGCCGUGAAUCCAAACCCGAAUACCAAGGAGCUAAAGGCGAUAAAGAUGUUAGGAUUGAUAGCAGGGUUGAUGAUAUCAAGGAUACCAAACAUGAGAGGGAUAGCUAUUCAGAGUACAAGGGUAAUAUGAAGAUAGAUAAGGAUACUUUUGCUGGAGUUAGUAGUCACUUGAAUUGGAAAGAUCCAAAAGAACAGAGUUGGGGGAAAAGAUAUCCUUUUCCUGAUGUGGUCUCAGGUGGGAAUUUGGGUCCCUGGCAUGCACCGAGAACCAAUGUGCAUAUAUCUACUGAAGCUAUUAGAGAAGGUGUAAAUGCUGAGAACAGGGAUUAUGUUGAAGCAUGCGAGGCUGUCGGUGAAAACAGAGUUGAUAUUAAAGGGGACGAUAAGUUUAAAAGUAAGGAUAGAAAAAGGAAAGAAGGGAAGCUUUGGGAGUGGGGAGGGGAUAAAGAAAGAAACGAUGGUAAGAGCAGCACACAACUACAAACUAGCAGUACAGAGAACAAAGACGCAUUGAAGGAAGAAAGAGAAACUGAGAGGUGGGAGAGGGAAAAAAGAGAUCCAUCUAAAGACAAGGACAAAAUGAAAGAUCGAGAAAAGGAUCAUUUGAAGAGGGAUGCUUGGAAAAACGAGAGAGAGAGUUCACAUCUUGCAAAAGAAUCAAAUGAUGCUCCAAGCAGAACACUGGAGCAUGAAACAGAGAAAAAGAAACAAAAGGAUCAUGACAGCUGGAAAAACAGUGACAGGGAGACGAGAGAUAGAAGAAAAGAAAGAGAUCAGGAUGGUGAAGGAGAGAGGAAUGAGAAAGCUAACAAGUAUAAUGACAAUGACUCAGAGGAGGUAGGUGUGCCUGCUGAUGGGGGUGGAGAUAGGGAAAGAGAAGGUUUUAAUUAUGGAGUUCAACAGCGAAAGAGAAUGCUUCGUCCAAGAGGCAGCCCUCAAAUGGGAAGCCAUGAUCCUCGUUCUAGAACUCGCAUCCAUGACCAUGAAGGAUCUCAAGGUAAGCUAGAUAUGAACAGCAUUGUUUAUAGAGUCGGGGAAUGCAUGCAAGAACUCAUUAAAGCUUGGAAGGAAUAUGAAUCAUCUCAAGCUGAGAAAGUAGGUGAUAGCGCUCAAGCUGGCCCAACUUUGGAAAUACGAAUACCAGCUGAGCAUGUGUCUGCUACAAAUCGCCAGGUGAGGGGAGGUCAGUUAUGGGGAACUGAUGUAUACACCGAUGACUCAGAUCUUGUCGCAGUUCUUAUGCAUACGGGCUACUGUCGACCUACUGCUUCUCCUCCCCCACCUACCAUUCAAGAGCUGCGUGCAACUAUUAGAGUGCUACCACCACAAGAAUCAUAUGUAUCAAGUUUGAGGAACAAUGUUCGUUCACGUGCCUGGGGAUCUCCAAUUGGAUGCAGUUACCGUGUCGAGCAUUGCUGCAUUGUGAAGAAAGGAGGAGGGACAAUUGACCUUGAGCCUUGCCUUACACAUUCAUCAACAAUGGAACCUACUCUUGCACCAGUUGCUGUGGAGCGUACAAUGACUACAAGGGCUGCAGCUUCAAAUGCGUUGCGGCAACAGAAAUUUGUCCGUGAAGUCACAAUUCAAUACAAUCUAUGCAAUGAGCCCUGGCUCAAGUACAGCAUAAGUGUUGUUGCUGAUAAAGGUUUGAAGAAACCGCUUUUCACAUCUGCACGUCUGAAAAAGGGAGAAGUGCUAUAUUUAGAAACCCAUACCCGCAGGUAUGAGCUAUGCUUUCAAGGAGAAAAGAUGGUAAAAGCUACAGGUGGGACUCAUGCACAUGAAGUCGAAACUGAGAAACAUCAUCAUAAUCAUCACUCCACCAGCACCUCUGUAAACGGUGACAAAAAUGUGGUGGCGGAUGGUGAAAAUGUGAUUGUUGAUGUGUUCCGUUGGUCCCGCUGCAAGAAGCCUCUUCCCCAAAAAAUGAUGCGAUCCUUGGGAAUACCUUUGCCCCUUGACCAUGUCGAGGUUUUGGAGGAAAAUCUGGAGUGGGAGGACAUUCAGUGGUCGCAAACAGGUGUUUGGGUUGCAGGAAAAGAAUAUGCUCUCGCUAGAGCUCAUUUUCUUUCACCAAAUUAGUACAAGUUAUUGUGAUUUGCUGAUAAAAAAGUGUAAGCUUGAUAGUGUUGUUUGUCAAAGUUCUUAGACUGAAACUGAGUAAUGAACAUGGGGUAAUUUUAGAGUAAAAUGUUAAAAUGAAUAUGCUCUGGUUUGUGUUUUUUUAAAUGGAAAUUUUAUUUGUUAAUUUUUUUGCUGUUUAAUGUUAUUCACUUUUUCAUACA